UAGCUGUCCCAGGACUACGGGAAUCAUGACUAACCAUACGGAGUCAGUCCAUUACAUCAUCAGCCCUGCCUAUACAAGUCAUGAAUUAUUAGUUGAAUGUGCUGCUCGCGCGUAAGGAAAGCCGUGUAUAAAUCUAUUUUCCUCUGAAAAAAAUUAACUUUAAGUAUUGCGUCUUUACGGAGUGAAAAAUCUUUACCCGUUUACGAUGUCUUUUAUCCCUGGGCAGCCAGUCGCUGCUGUUGUGCAACGCAUUGAGAUCAACAAACUGCGUCAGGGCGACAACCUGAUCCUGGGGUUCAGCAUAGGAGGAGGAAUAGACCAAGAUCCAGGACAGAACCCCUUCUCUGAGGACAAGACCGACAAGGGUAUUUAUGUUACCAAGGUGACCCCAGGAGGACCGGCAGAGGUUGCAGGCCUGAUGAUGGGAGACAAGAUAAUGCAGGUGAAUGGGUGGGAUAUGACGAUGGUGACUCAUGACCAAGCGCGGAAGAGGCUCACCAAGAAGAACGAGGAGGUGGUGAGGCUACUGGUGACACGGAGGUCUCUGGAGGAUGCUGUCCGGAAUUCCAUGAUGCAUUAACCCACUACGCCAGAUUAAGAGCAGGAAUCCAAAGAUUUAUUCCACAGCACUCAGUAGAGCUGUGCUGACGUAUUCUGCUCUAACUGUCAGAAUUUGACAUCCGAGUAAGCUGCCCACUGUUCAAAUUAGUUUGUGUGGUUAGUCCCAUCUGCUCCUGGAUACAAAUUACAAACUGAACUACAUUGUAUUUUACUUUUCCGGUUGUUAGCGACACUAUAUUUUUCAAUGGCUAAUGGAGCCUGAACUAGGUUUUGGUGUAUUGGCAGUUUGAAGGACAAUCUCUUUCAUACUACUGCUCUCACUGUUAAAAUAUCUGAUACACAAGUGUUAAAUGAGGCCUGGUUCAUCCAAGUUAUUGGUGGUUGUAAUCAUUAACCUGAAAUUUCAGUUAAAAUAGGUAUCACAUCUCUACAUUUAAAGUACAACUGUUUCCUGAGAAACCAAAGGGGAAAAUUGUUGGUUAUGAAAAGUAAUCCUUGUUCUUCAAAUGAAAUAUUGUCAUUUUCAUUCAAUGAUUGUGUUCUCGUGCAUAUAGGCUGUUAAUUAAUCGUGUAAUGGUAUUAAUGUUUUAGUUUUAUUAUUUUUGCACGAUUUAAAAAUACACAAAAAUGACAAAGAUAACAAAUAAUAUACAGUGCAGGGAGAGGCAGAAAACCCAGUGGGCUUAUUUGAAGCCUCCACCUAAAUAAUGUAAUGGAGACAGUUGUUCUUGAUAUCAGUGUAUGUGGUUUACAGUCUUUGGAUUCCCAAUUGGAUUUUUUUCUUCUUUCUUUAAGUAUGUGUUGAAUAUGUGCCACAACCAAUAACAUUCAGUGCUUCACACUGCUGAAAAUUGGAUGAGCAUGUUUGGGUACUUUUCUUUGGUUUUCGUGGUCUUAGGGUUUCAAUUUUAUGUAGUUGACAUUAUACCAAAGAAAAAUGUGUAGCAAAAAUGUAUGCAAAUGUCAUUUUUAUAUGUUUUACACUUGUGCAACCUAAACCCUUAAACUUCUCGUGCUGACUGAAAGCAGAAGAAAAUAUAAAUUAUUAGAAUACAGCCAUUGCAUAAAAAAACAGGUUGCAGGACUGACGUGUGUGACUCAAAGCAUGUCAUUGUGGUCCAUUUGAAAAUUCCUCUGGUGGCAGCGGAGGACCCUGUGGGAUUCAGAGUAAGAUGAUUGUACAAGUGCCUUUUGUUUCAGUUUGAAGCGAUGUUAAUAUGCAGACACUAGUUUGGUUGUAGAGAUUCAAGUUUUACCUUGAACAACAAAUGUAUGUUCUCUUUAGUUGUACACUGGAGUUCCUCUGGACCAAACUCUGUGGUUUUUACACGUCCAUUGUUAAAGUAAUUUUCGCCUUAAAAAUAACACUAAUGAUUUUGCCUCUGCCUACAUGACAAACUGUCUCCUUUUCUAUUCCUAAAGAAACAUCUUCCAGUUUUACACUAAUUAUUUCUAGAUGAUGCAGCAGUUGAAUCAUUUUAAUUUUACCCAGACCAAUCAUUUGUUAAUUAGCUUGUAUUUAUUUGUGAAAAUAUACUUAAAGUCUAUUGGCAUACAGUUGACCGGAGUGCCUGGUAUACAGUAUAUAAUUUCUGUUUGAGUUCUUUGUAAUAUUUUAGCGAUGUCCCAAAUACUUGUUCUUCAAUUGUUAACAAUUAACUACUUGACAGUUCUUUAGAACAUAGUCUGAGGUUGGCAGUAGUUUCCUCACUUUUCACAGUUUAGGGAGAAUUGUUUGAUACUAAAUAAAACAGCAUUAUUCAGAGUCUUGAAGAGGCCACUGCAGCAGAGAAUAAACAUGACCUCUGUGUUUCUGCACCAAAAUGUUUUGCUUACUCUGUGCUCCAUGACUUAUUUUAUAUGAAAUAGUCUGAAUUUGUACUCACUUUUUGAUGCUAAUACAACCGUUUUUUUAAAGUAGGUUUUGUAUAUCAUAAUGACUGCGGCACAUUAUUGAAAAUGAUGAAUGUUUUUUUUUUUCUUUUUACUUUGCUCAAUGUGUAUUACAGCAUGAAAUCACUAAAUCAUUUUUUGGAAAAUUGUAAAUAAACUUUCAUCCUUGCUUUCCCUGAUGACAUUAACAAAGCAA
Anguilla anguilla (European eel) is the source of this 2650-nucleotide messenger RNA. RefSeq names its product Tax1 (human T-cell leukemia virus type I) binding protein 3 (gene tax1bp3). The record is from RefSeq and is a predicted model, not a curated record. Gene Ontology annotation, cellular component: adherens junction; postsynaptic density; postsynaptic membrane. Bases 206 to 580 code for a protein of 124 amino acids. The transcript has 4 exons. NCBI's taxonomy places the organism in Eukaryota, Metazoa, Chordata, Actinopteri, Anguilliformes, Anguillidae. Gene Ontology annotation, biological process: neurotransmitter receptor transport, endosome to postsynaptic membrane; neurotransmitter receptor transport postsynaptic membrane to endosome. Gene Ontology annotation, molecular function: protein binding.